Molecule: messenger RNA, 3378 nt
Organism: Notolabrus celidotus (New Zealand spotty)
Lineage: Eukaryota; Metazoa; Chordata; Actinopteri; Labriformes; Labridae
Gene: pik3ap1
Product: phosphoinositide-3-kinase adaptor protein 1
Exons: 17
Coding region: 202-2793 (863 amino acids)
Cellular component (GO): cytosol
Molecular function (GO): phosphatidylinositol 3-kinase regulatory subunit binding; signaling receptor binding
Source: RefSeq, a predicted model, not a curated record
UCAGGAAGUGGGGCAGAGACGCUAAAACCAGGAAACUAAGGGUUGCUAUUAAUACAACUGAGCAAAGAGCUACAGCUGGUGAGAGCUAAUGCUGGCUCUGCUGAAGAAGAGAGAUACGUCAGUAAACUCCAAAAAAUCAAAAGGACACGUUUGGUAUGCUCCUUGUGGAUUGACUUUGUGCUGUUUGAAGGCUUCACGACCAUGGAGGCACCAGCCUUAAGAUCUGAAUCAGCUAAUCCUGAGUCACUCCCAGAUUAUGGGAUUUUGAUUCUGCACACAGCAGAUGCACAGGAAUGGGCUCAGUAUUUACAGCAGAUCUUAGAUUCCUCCAGAAAAUUCCACGAAUGGUCGAUUCUGCUGCAUGCAGUCGUCCCAGCAGAAGAGCUUCCCGGAAAUCAGUUUGAAUACUUCCAAAGCUGCAAAUGUAUCCUGCUGCUCCUCACCGGAUCCCUCUUAGACAUGCUCUGUGACCGAGAGCUGCAGGCAGAACUUCAGAGACUGCUUCAUCCUCCACACCGAGUGGUGGUGCUGCUGUGCGGUGUAUCAGAGGAUCAAGUACUGUCAGAUACCUUUGAAGACUGGCUGAUGUGGAGAAAGAUCUCUGCUGAGGAUGAGCCUGCUGUCUAUGUCUCCACCAUAUUGGACUCCCUCAAUGACAACAGACAUGUGGAGGCUGAACAGGAGAUCGAAGCUGUAGCUGAAACACAGUUUGACAUGACAGAAGCCUCUCCAGCUGAAAAUCUCAUCACUGAUAAAAUGAAGAAAGUGACGUCUGGAGAGCAAAAGGAACAUUUACAGGAAGAUGACGAACUUAUUACCAACAACUCAACAAACGGGGAAAUAAAUGCGCCUGGCCAGCUCACCUGCCUCACCGUACAACCUAACAGAGUCCAGUGCAGGGAACAGGUGAACAUUUUUAUCAUCCUCACUCAUAAAGUACAAUCGGCACCUGAGGUGGAGUUUUCAUCUGAAAACGUUUCCACUAAAAGAGUUCCUGGCACUCUGGAGAAUGAGUAUACUAUCAGCGUCUCUGCACCCGAUAUGCCGGCUGGAGUCAUGUCAUUAACCUUGUAUGUUGGGCGAUCCUGCCUCAGCUUACAGCCUGUCACAUAUUAUACUGCUAUGGGAGAAAUCAGUCGGCUUCUUGACAAUGCUUCUGACCCCGUUCACUUCAUGUGCCAGGCCUUCAACUUGAUGUCCAAUGCAACAGAAUCACUGGAUAACAUGCUAACUGACUCGCUAAAGUCUCGGAUGCCUGGAAAUAGUCUUCAGCUGUUUGGAAACAAACAGAUAGAAGAGAACAACAUGGCAGCAUGUCAGCGUAAUGAGGAGUUCCCCACACUGCUCCACUUUGCUGCAAAGUAUGGCCUAAAGAAACUGACCACCAUCCUCCUCCAGUGCCCCGGGGCUCUGCAGGCCUACAGUGUGAUGAAUAAACAUGGAGACUACCCCAACACGCUGGCACAGAAGAGUGGCUUCUCUGAUCUCAGGCAGUUCAUGGAUGAAUUUGUUGAGACAGCAGUCAUGCUCAAGUCUCAUUUUGAAGACACUGUAAACACAGAGGAGAGCACCGCAGACGUGUAUGAGUUGAUGUCAGAUAACUCUCGAGAUAUCAUCAUAAAGUACUCAGGUUGUUCAGAGGACAUAUACGAGUCAAUGCUGGAUUUAGAUCCUGAAUGUGCAGAGGACCUAUAUGAGUCGAUGAAUGCAGUAGAUGAGAACCCACAGGAAGCUAUGCUGAGGAAGUUCUUCCAAGCGAAACAACAUGCUUGUGCAAACCCUGCCAGUUUUGAGCAUCUUAAAAUUAAAGAAGAGGAGAAAGCUGAUCAAACUGAGUUGGAUCAAAUUGAAGAAGAGGAGGAUCCAUACAAACUCGUCCCAGAGGAUAUCUAUGACACUGUGGAUGCGAACAGUACUUAUGAUCCAAGAAUCCUGAACCGUCCACCAGCACCCAUCCCUAGACCUGAUCCUGACUCUGAGCCUGAUAGGCCAGUAGCAUACAUUUCUCGAGUAUUUACAGAAAAAGGCCCCUCCCAGCAAGAAACUGUGGAAGUGAGAUGUCCUGAAGCCCAGCCGGAUGCAGACCCACUCUCUCCUGAUUAUGACCCUUACGCUGGGAUGAAAACACCCGGACAGAGACAGCUCAUUUCUCUGCAGGAGCGAGUUAAAGUGGGAGAAAUUACUGUGAAUGAAGCAGUCCAAGAGUUCAAGGCCUGGCAGUUUGAUCACGAGCGGAGGGCCAACUCAAUACGCUAUCAGCAGGAAAACCUGAAGAAAUUACGAGACAGUAUCACCAGACGACACAGAGAAAGAGAGAAGACUGGAAAGGAGCUCGAUUAUGAGAUAAGUGCUCCACUGCAGAGGAACUUAUACUGGGGCUCCAAUGUGUCAUUGGAGUGCUCUGUGUACGAGCCAGCACCGCGCGUGGUGGCUCCACCUCCACCUCCACCUGCACAAGCUAUCCAGAGAGACACCUGGAAGACAGGUAGCACGUCCAGCACGUCCAGUAGUGAGAGCAACAGACUCAGCACUCACAGCACCUUUAGCUACAGCAGCGGGACAGAGCCUGACUUUGAGGACGCAGUAGAAAAUCUCCCCCCUCCACCUCGACCUCCACGCCUGUCUGAUGCUGCUUCCUUCAUUCCUCCACCCAGGAUUCCUCCACGACUCCCAGAGAGGGUGCAAGAGAAAGUGAACGAUCGCUACAUCACCUGCCCAUCUCGAGCAGCUCCUCAAAGACCAACUCAGAGAGUCGGUGCCUCGGCGCCUCCUAUACCUCGCCGAAUGCGGUGAUCAACACCUGUGUUUCUUUUUGGUUUAUUCUCUUGUGAGUUAUGUAUUAUUUUCAACAGAACAAAGGUACUGGAGCUGGAAAGACUGGAGUACUUGGCAUUAAACAAGAUGAAGGAAAAAAAGGAAACAACCAGAACUUUUAUACCUUCAUACAAUGGUUUAAUUUGUUGUUUUUUAAAGUGUAUGAUCUGUUUUGUUUGCAGCUUUAAAAUAUAUUAAGAACAAAUAUGUCAAUAGAUGUGCUUUCACUGCAUUUUAAGUAGUCGUGUAGUUAUGGCAUUUUAGCAUACCUCAAAUGAUGUCAACUGAGAACUUAGGGUAUUAAUGUUUGUAUAAUGUAAAAAUGUUCCAGUUGUAGACUUUUAUGUGUCCUUAAAGGGAUAUUUCAGUGUUUUUGAAGUGGGGUUGUAUUUUAUGUUACUAGUAAUUAUACCAGCCACAAUGGAUGCCACUCAGCUCGGCCCCUUUAAUAGAACACUAACGUAUCAGUUAGUAACACCAUCACUAACAUCGGGUGUAUUUUACCCGAUAUAAUAUACCAGAUAAAAAGUACUUCAAAUCAAAAUAUAUCAUAGUACAACAAUA